AUGGAUCAAAUUCGGAAGGACUGGAGACCAUAUCAGUACUGUCAUCACCUGGACUACCACUCAACAACGCUGGACCAGCGAACACUUCGGAAUGUGGCGAGCGCACCGUACUCACCGAGCGAUUGGUCGCCGCAUCGAUCGCUGGCCUCGGCGGCGCCUGAUUCAGGACGGGCGCGAGAUUCGAAGGCGCAUUACGCGGCACCGCCCACCGACGCGCCGGCAGCCGGAGCCGGAUGCGCCUCGGGGAUGGACGGCGUCGUCCGCGUGUUCACCGUCGGCGGCGGCUGCAAGGCGGUCCGCUACGACGACGGCACGACUGUCGAGGUACGUACUCCGUUCCUUUUCGUCCUCCUUCGUCUGUUAUCGCUUCCUUGA
Molecule: messenger RNA, 375 nt
Organism: Angiostrongylus costaricensis
Lineage: Eukaryota; Metazoa; Nematoda; Chromadorea; Rhabditida; Metastrongylidae
Source: the annotation of a GenBank genome assembly